Molecule: messenger RNA, 438 nt
Organism: Paramecium octaurelia
Lineage: Eukaryota; Ciliophora; Oligohymenophorea; Peniculida; Parameciidae
Source: the annotation of a GenBank genome assembly
AUGAGACAUAAAUCAAAUGAACUAGCCAAUCUUCUAAUUCCUGAUUAAUAACCAUUUGCAUUUAAACCUCGUUUCUCCAAACAUAAGAACUUUUAUGCCAAAUAACCAAUCUUAUAAUUGCAUUACAUUACUCCUACCCAAAAGCAAGCCAAACUCAUACUCGAUAAGAUUUGUCUCAUUGAUAAGAAGGCCAUUGUUAAUGACAGACCUGAGUCAUCCUUUCAAAAACGAAAGCAUUUCUCAGUAGAUUUGUGUUUUAGUUCAAGACCAUCAUUUUUAUAGAAAAAAUAAAUUAGAAUCAAAUCAAUUCAAAAACCUAAUUUUUAAUCCAAUGUGUAACCUAACUUAGAGAAUCCCAUAUCAACUAAUUUGUAGGCCAAUUUAUCAACUCACCAUUAAAUAUCCGAAAAAGAUUGGUUAGCAUUUGUUUUAGAAUGA